AUGUAUUUCUACGAAUUAUUUUCUCAUUCGGAUCGAUUUAAUUAUCGUGCACACAUAAUAUCGAGUGCGACAUGUGUGUUGAUUCUCUGCACGGCACUAACGUUUCUCUCGCCGUUUCUACUAACUUUUUAUACGGGAGAUUUUUGGAUUGUGGAUUCUGUGUAUAGUGAACAACCAGAAAUUGGUAAUUACACGAAUUUCCUCCUGCAAGUCGAUAACGACGAUACUAGCAAUCGAUUUUUUCUCUCAUCAUACUCAACUCUGAACGGAAACUAUCAAUCAGAUCUUCUCUCGGCAAGCAGUGCUUUUGUUUCAAAUGAUAUAGAUGGUGAUGGUUUACUCGAUCAAUAUCGUGUAACAUUUGAUAUUCUAUUACCAAGUUCAACGACAAACGUUCGUAGCAUUAAUCUUUGGUUGAUAUUUGAAUAUAAAUUACGGCAAAAACAACAUAUUACAGCCGAGACCAUGGCAUUAGCUAAUUUCGUUCCACCUUCCACUCUUCAGCCUAGUAAUAAUCAAAAUGUAACCAUCUAUGGUCAGCUGGUACUCAAACAGAGAAAAGUUAUUCCAAAUUCUGGUGAAGAUUCAUCCUACAGUGAUGCAAUAAGUAAUUCAUUGAGUUCUUCAACAGUUCCUGACCUUGAUUCAAUCCUCAGUGACUAUUUUCUGCGAAACUAUUACACAUCAUUCGAAACACAAUAUACAUCGUUAACAACUCGAACGUCUACCACGACCGGACUAACUUUCACUGUGAUUAUGAAUGUUGGACGGCAAGCUAUUCAUUAUCAACCGGGAUUUUGGCAAGCAUUUAAAUGGGGCUGGAUUCAAUACAUCUGCACACUUUUACCAUUCCUAUUCGUAUUUUAUCGAUUGACAUUAUUUGUUUUCUCUAAUAAUUUGGUUCGAACAUGUGCUCCAUUACCAAUUCAUCGUCAUAAAGCAUGA
Adineta ricciae is the source of this 945-nucleotide messenger RNA. NCBI's taxonomy places the organism in Eukaryota, Metazoa, Rotifera, Eurotatoria, Adinetida, Adinetidae. The record is from the annotation of a GenBank genome assembly.